AUGGAAAAUCUGAAUGCGUGUUACGAAAGAUCUUGGGCGGCAUAUCUAUCUUUACAGCGAAGAAACUUGCAAGUUUGUCUUUUUGUUAAAGUAGUCACAGGUGUUUCUGUUGUGCUGAUUCUCACACUAAACCUUUUAGAAUCUGCAAUCAUUGCAGACAUCCAUUUUCUCUACAACUACCCCCCUCUCUCUCUCUGUCUGUCUCUCUCUCUAACUCUCUCUCUCUCUCUCGAAAGCAUAUAUAUUUAUUUACAUCUACCUGCCUUUAAUACAUUUCCUAAUAUCUAUCUAUCUAUCUAUCUAUCUAUCUAUCUAUCUAUCUAUCUAUAUGCAUGCAUUAGAAUCUAUCUAUCUAUCUAUCUAUCUAUCUAUCUAUCUAUCUAUCUAUCUAUCUAUCUAUCUAUCACAGUCUGUUCAUUAUCUAUCUAUCUAUCUAUCUAUCUAUCUAUCACAUUUUGUCUGUGCAUCUAUCAUAUUUCGUCUCUGUCUCUUUCUCUCUCGUAUGUAUCUCAUUAUGUUCAUAUCUAUCUAUCUAUCUAUCUAUCUAUCUAUCUAUCUAUCUAUCUAUCCAGGCACACAGAAAUAUCUAUUGCAUCUUAA
This is a messenger RNA of Acanthosepion pharaonis, 600 nucleotides long. The record is from the annotation of a GenBank genome assembly. NCBI's taxonomy places the organism in Eukaryota, Metazoa, Mollusca, Cephalopoda, Sepiida, Sepiidae.